Molecule: messenger RNA, 1296 nt
Organism: Choloepus didactylus (southern two-toed sloth)
Lineage: Eukaryota; Metazoa; Chordata; Mammalia; Pilosa; Megalonychidae
Product: speckle-type POZ protein-like
Biological process (GO): proteasome-mediated ubiquitin-dependent protein catabolic process; regulation of proteolysis
Cellular component (GO): cytoplasm; nucleus
Molecular function (GO): ubiquitin protein ligase binding
Source: RefSeq, a predicted model, not a curated record
AUGUGGACCAUUAAUAACUUCAGUUUUUGUCGAGAAGAAAUGAGUGAAGUGUUAAAAAGUUCUACGUUUUCGUCUGGCCCAAAUGACAAAAUGAAAUGCAUUUCCAGCACUGCUUGCAGAAGAGGAGGAAGCGUUGCACUGGCCUACCUAAAGAACUGCCUCCUCCCCAUCCCCUGCAAGUGGUGCUGUAGACAGGUGAGCGUGGUCCAAGAUUCAGUAAAUAUAUCAGGACAUACUAAUACAAAUACUUUGAAGGUACCUGAAUGUCGACUAGCAGAAGAUUUAGGUAAUCUCUGGGAAAACACAAGAUUUACAGAUUGCAGGUUUUUUGUGAGAGGACAAGAAUUUAAAGCUCAUAAAUCUGUGCUUGCAGCACGUUCCCCAGUUUUUAAUGCAAUGUUUGAACAUGAAAUGGAAGAAAGCAAAAAGAAUCAAGUGGAAAUAAAUGAUGUAGACCCUGAGGUUUUUAAAGAAAUGAUGAGAUUCAUUUAUAAAGGGAAAGCACCAAACCUGGACAAAAUGGCUGACAACUUGUUGGCAGUUGCAGACAAAUAUGCACUGGAACGGCUGAAGGUGAUGUGUGAAGACGCUUUGUGUAGUAACCUCACAGUAGAAAAUGUUGCUGAUACCCUUGUCCUUGCAGAUUUGCACAGCGCAGAGCAGUUGAAAGCCCAAGCCAUAGACUUUAUUAAUAGGUGCAGUGUACUUCGACAACUUGGGUGUAAAGAUGGGAAAAACUGGAACAGCAACCAAGCAGCAGACAUAAUGGAAACAUCAGGGUGGAAGUCCAUGAUUCAGUCUCACCCUCAUUUAGUAGCAGAAGCCUUCCAAGCACUAGCAUCUGCACAGUGUCCACAGUUUGGCAUUCCACGCAAACGGCUAAAACAGUCCUGAAAUCUUCCAUGAACUGUAAAACAAUGGAAUUGACUUUGACUUCUCCAGGUCCAAAAGGGUUCUAAUACACAAACCAUAAGCAAGAGUUGUUUCUGUUAUCUUGUCCACAGAACAGAAGCUGAAAAAGCAUAUUGCUUGCUUUUCAGGUGGAUAAUUUAUGGUUUAUUCUUCAGCUUUAAAUUAGACUGAUUAUACUCUAAUUCACUUCAAGGCCUUAAAUUAUCUUCAGUGACUUCUCUUGUUCAUAUAAUACUUUAAUUUUUUUUUAUUGUGCCUUGUCAUUUUGAUCAAGGCUAUGCAGGAUUGCACUAGCUCCAUAAUGCAGUAAUAUGGAUAACUGAAGAUAUUAAGUUUCAAAAGGAUCUUCCAUUAUUUUGAGAAAAACAAAAUGAGUUUUAUAAG